AUGGCGCUACCCUCGACUCUGCACAUUGGCCAACGCCGCUUUUUCUUCUCGAAUGUCGAGCGCAUGCGCAUCAGGCUAGCCCAGAGCGAUCCCAGUUCCUUCUCCAACUAUGGCUCCCAUCGGACUCGCCCUGGGCCUGGCCCUCUCCACCCGAGGAACCCCUCGACAUCCCUGAGGAGGCAUCGUCUGGAGAAAAAUAGACCUCAGAAUCUUCGCAAACCCGGCUCAUUACAACUGGCCUACUUGGUCGCCGAGGCGGACUCGCAAUGCUUCCAUUCUCUCCCCGCUAAACUCCAACAGAAGCUCUUCUCUCCGGAGGAACGGAUCCGUUUGCGCAGCGCCUAUCGGGAGAGUGUCAUCCUCGACGCUGCCGACGAGGCGUUCUAUCGUAGACCUAAUACUCGGGGUCGCCACUCCAACGACAGCCACCCGUCAGAAGCCACUUUACCUGUCGCGCAGCUAUCAUCCGUCUUUUACGACUCUGACUCGGAUUUGGACUCCGAGGACGAUCUUGAUCCCAGAAUGGAUCAGUCACUUUACGACAGCUUUCGCUGGCUCGAUGAGGAUGGUGAUUUGGACCUGUCACUGGACGAAUACCAUGCACAUGUGGCCGAAUCAGCUGCAGCGAGGUUGAAGUCUCGCCGUCGUCCCUCCUUCCGGCGGUCCCUCUCCAUUUCUAAACAUGCUCUGAGGCACCGACCAACAGCCUCAUUGCCCCCUCGUCCAUUGCCUUCCAGUCCUUCUAUACCGCCCCUGAGUCCGAUCGCCAGUACUGAUCGCUCGAUUUCGCGCCCAGGAUCUCGUCGUCAACCAUCACAUGCACCGAGGUCAUCAACCUCGAGUAUUGACCCUGAGGCGCAGUACUAUCAGGACCCUGAUGCUCGUCUCAAACUGCGGGUCUACCUCGCAUCUCCACAGAAAUUCGAUGAGGCUAUUGAGUUCGGCUUCCCCUCGUUGGACCAGGAUAAGGAAAACAUCCCACCGGAGCUACCUGCUACCCCAGAGCCGGCGAGCGAGUCUCAUGACUUCUGUGGAACUUUUUUUGAAGAUGAAGACGGGACUAUGAUUGGUAGCCCAGGAGGGUCGUUGAAUGAUCCACCCACGCCACAACUCCAGCCACAGAUACGAGAAAGUUCUCAAACAUCCGUGGACCACCAGUCGUUACUGCAGCGGCGUCAAUCGUCACUCCCCGGGUCGAAAGCUAGUCCGCAACGACUACUGGGGAAUCGCGAGAUGACCCUGAAGAUGACCUUGACCCGACCCGACCUUCGCACCGAGUCUCCCGCUUCAUCACAGAAGUCACCUCAGGAAGAUCCAUUGCAAUUGGCAGCACUUCCACCAGCAGACCGCAGCCAACAUAUUUGGGAUUCAGAUCUACACGAAUCAGGCACAAUGAAGAAGAUGUGGCGCAAGCUCCUUCGACGAGCCUAA
This is a messenger RNA of Penicillium maclennaniae, 1431 nucleotides long. RefSeq lists its product as uncharacterized. The record is from RefSeq and is a predicted model, not a curated record. The transcript is spliced from 2 exons. The coding region runs from base 1 to 1431 and encodes 476 amino acids. Lineage: Eukaryota; Fungi; Ascomycota; Eurotiomycetes; Eurotiales; Aspergillaceae.